AUGCAUGGAAAGAGUCAAAAAAUACGGAAUGAUGGACAUACCAGAGGGGUUAUAUUAUGUUACAGAUGAAUUAAAUAAGAAAUAUCAAUCGAGGCUUACGGUCGAUGAUAUUAUUGAUAAAUAUAUGGAACUCCUUUCUAGCUGGAAAAUCUGGAUAAAAUUGAUCAAGGAUGAGGAGAAGUUGGUCGUUCUUGAUUGGGUUAAUGGUAAAAUUACUUUGGCAGACAACUCAUGGUGGGAAAGAAAGUUAAAGGAGUUCCCUGAGGCGGCUUUUAUACGUGAAGUAGGUCUGCCAAAUGUAAGUAUUUUAGACAUCAUAUUCGGAAGCUGUACAACGGUUGUACCGAAGGGCUUAGGAAUAUCAAGGGUUUCUCUUGAGGACUUGGACUCGGAGGCUAGUACUGCGGGUUCAGACAAGGUUGAGCUGAUGAAGAAAGUAAAAAGGAGGUUAGCCAAAAUUCCUGAAUUGAAGUCAGAUGAGGCCCUCGCUAUGUUCUGUAAAGAACUGUUUGUUGAUAUAUCUAAAAGAGUCUGGUUUUGUGCAAUCCAACCGAACCUGCGGUUGUUGUGGCUCCAAAGUGAAUUCAAAGAAUUUAACAAAAGGCAGGAGGAGAAUGAAGCAAAUGAGAGCCAUUCUGCCGUUGCGAGAGAAUCACACUGUGAUGCAGAGAGCUUCAAUAAAUCACUCAAAAAGUCCCCCAAUCAAAUCUGA
Quercus lobata is the source of this 712-nucleotide messenger RNA. RefSeq lists its product as uncharacterized. The record is from RefSeq and is a predicted model, not a curated record. The coding region runs from base 5 to 712 and encodes 235 amino acids. The transcript has 2 exons. Lineage: Eukaryota; Viridiplantae; Streptophyta; Magnoliopsida; Fagales; Fagaceae.